Molecule: messenger RNA, 2252 nt
Organism: Misgurnus anguillicaudatus (oriental weatherfish)
Lineage: Eukaryota; Metazoa; Chordata; Actinopteri; Cypriniformes; Cobitidae
Molecular function (GO): GTP binding
Source: RefSeq, a predicted model, not a curated record
UCCCAAAAACUGAAAGUGAAACCAAGCAUCAAAGUUUCACCCUGACUGGGUGGAGCAAUGGUUGUAUGACUAUAAAAAUCUAUGUAGAUGCUUUAUGCAGCUGAAGUUUAUGAAGAACUACUUUCAAGAAACAUCAGUUGCAAAUUGCGAUUAUUGGGAUUUGUAGUCUGUUGUGAUCAACAAUAUGAAAAAGUCAAGAGGAAACAUGAGCACCUCAAGAGGAAACAUGAGCAGCUCAAGAGAAUACAUGAGCAGCUCAAAUCUUGCACAAAUUAUUAAGAAGACUAUGAGCACUCAAAUAGAAGAUGGAGCUAGUGCAGGUCUGCCCAUCUUUAAACUUCACAUGGAUGAGACCUGGCAGAACAGUGAUGGAUACUGCAGAAGAUGCACAUUUGGAAAAAAGACUGCAAAAGAGAAGAAGACCAUUAUGAUGAUUGGAGCCACAGGUGCAGGGAAAACCACUCUUAUAAACAGCAUGAUUAACUACAUUCUGGGAGUGCAGUGGGAAGAUAACUUCAGGUUUAUGUUAAUAGAUGAAGGAAAGCAGAAAUCCCAGGCUGAAAGUCAGACAUCAGCAAUCACAGCAUAUAACAUUAAUCACAUGAAAGGUUUCCAGGUUCCCUGUAGUCUGACCAUUGUGGACACACCAGGCUUCGGUGACACAAGAGGGAUUUCACACGACCAGAAAAUCACAAAGCAGAUUCAUGAAUUCUUUUCUCAACCUGGAGGGAUCGACCGAAUUGAUGCUGUAUGCUUUGUAGUACAGGCUUCACUUGCCCGCCUCACACACACACAGAAAUACAUCUUUGACUCCAUUCUUUCUAUAUUUGGUAAGGACAUUGCUAAUAACAUCCUCAUGCUGGUCACAUUUGCAGAUGGGAACAAACCUCCAGUUCUUGAAGCCAUCAAAGUCUCUCAGGUGCCUUGCGCUACUGAUGAGUCUGAAGAGCCGCUUCACUUCAAGUUUAAUAACUCUGCUCUGUUUAUUGAUAAUAACAAAACUGUGGACGCAGAGGAUGAUGAGCCUGAUUUUGGAAACUUUGACCAAAUGUUCUGGAAGUUGGGAAUGUUUAGCUUGAAAAAAUUCUUCAAAUCCCUUAAACAGAUGAAAACAAAGAGCUUGACUCUGACCCAGGAGGUCCUUAAAGAGCGGCAACAGCUUGAAGUCCUUGUUGAAGGUCUCCAGCCCCAGAUCAAUGCUGGCCUGACAAAACUGGAGGAAAUAAAGAAGACAAAUGCCGCUCUGGAGCAGCAUAAGGCUGAAAUGGAUUCAAACAAGGACUUUGAAUAUGAAUUUGAAGUAACUGUUCCAAAACAGAUCAAAACCAAACCAGGCACAUACCUGACCAACUGCCAAAUAUGUCAUUUUACAUGUCAUGAUUACUGUAUGUAUGCAAAUGACAAUGAUAAACACAAGUGCUGUGCCAUGAAAGAUGGCAAGUGUCAGGUCUGUCCUGGAAAGUGUGUCUGGAAUGUUCACUUUAAUCAAGCAUAUAAAUGGGAAUAUGUCAAAGAAAUGAGAAAAGAUACCUACAACGAGUUAAAACAGCGAUUUGAGGUGGCAAAUGAUGAAGUCAUGUCAAAAGAAAAAAUAUUUGAAAAGCUUGAACAGGAGUUUGAAGAGGUGCAGAUUAUUGUGUUUGAACUCAUUGAAAGUUCCCAAAAAUCUUUGGAGCGACUCAAGGAAAUUGCCCUCAAACCCAACCCUCUUUCCACACCCGACUACAUAGACCUGAUGAUCGAGGCGGAGAAACAAGAAGCCAAGCCUGGAUUUCAAGAUCGCAUCCAGUCUUUAAUGAACGUCAGGAAGCAAGCUGAGAUUAUGAGUAAGGUUUCAACAGGGGAAGUCCUUCCAGAGGAUUGGAAAAGACACACAGAAGAGAAGGAAAAAAGAUCAGACAAGUCUUAUAAUCCCAUGAUACUGUUUGGAAGAUUUAAGAAUUUUUUAUCGGAGAAAUGUAAUCACGUGUCUUAAUUUAAAUGCACUGUUUUGAAGUAAUAGUUUCCACAUGCAUGGAUGGUAGUGUAGUAUAGUAAAGAUCCACUGUGCACAAUACAUAAUCUUAAAGUGAAUGUUGUAUUGAAUUGACUAUUUAAAUGCAUCAAAAUUGACAAACCUCUCUUGUAAAUAAAGUAUGUUUUGACAUUGUAGUUGUAGUACUUACUGUAAUAUUAUAUCUAAAUAUAAAAUGUUAUAUGCUAGAUUUCUUCCUUUCACCUUGUAAUGCUUUUAAUAAAGAACAUCCAAAAGA